This is a messenger RNA of Tribolium castaneum (red flour beetle), 1592 nucleotides long. RefSeq names its product cAMP-dependent protein kinase catalytic subunit beta. Gene Ontology annotation, cellular component: nucleus. Gene Ontology annotation, molecular function: ATP binding; protein serine/threonine kinase activity. NCBI's taxonomy places the organism in Eukaryota, Metazoa, Arthropoda, Insecta, Coleoptera, Tenebrionidae. The record is from RefSeq and is a predicted model, not a curated record. Gene Ontology annotation, biological process: protein phosphorylation. The coding region runs from base 507 to 1577 and encodes 356 amino acids. The transcript has 3 exons.
CAAAAAUUUCAAAGACAUUAAUUUGCAUUGUUAGUUUUUCCAUUGAAAAAAAUAUAAAUAAACACAACCACGUAGAUAAAAAUUAGGAAAAAAUGAACCAAGGUUAAUCAUUGUUGGUGGUAAAACUACGAACAAAAACAGAAGGAACAUUAUUUAAGGUCAAGGUACGCCUUUGUUUAUACCAUUUUGAAUCACUAUCUUUACGGAAACUCCAUGCCCAAUGAAUAUUUUACUAAUCGUAGGUAUUUUUUCAAAACUUGUGAAUCUAAAAAUCUUUUGAUUUAUGUAUCGAUUUGUUGUUUGCUUAACUUUCUCUUGCAAAGGCUGGGUUUAAGGAAGGACAGAUUUUCAUUUAUAGAGUAAAUAUAAUAGUGAUAUUAAUUGAGCUUGUCCUUAGUAAUUAUGAUUAAUAAAAGCUGUGGUCUUGAGGCGGAAAACCUGACCUUUCAAUUAAAAGAAAGUGUCAGAUCUGACACUAGCCACUUGUCAUUCGAACCCUCGGCCCAAUGGAGCAAGAAAAACUCAACAAACACUACCUCGAGUACGACAUCUUCCUCAAACGCGCGAGAAAAGACUUCGACAAUCGUUACAAAGUGGAGGAGUUUAAGCCGAACGCCGACCUCUCCGACUUCCAGCUGAUCAAAACCCUGGGAGCGGGCUCCUUUGGACGCGUCGUCCUCGUCAAGCACAAGACAAAGGGCGAUAAACUCUACGCAAUGAAAUGCAUGGAUAAAUUCCACAUCGUCAAGAGUAAACAAGUCGCACACACGAUGUACGAAAUUCGGGUUCUGGACGCUGUCCGCUUCGAUUUCGUCAUAAAUCUGGACUUUUUUUUCAAAGACAAUGUCUACUUGUUUAUUGUCAUGCCGUUCAUUAACGGCGGCGAGAUGUUCUCGCAUUUGAGGAACAUGAAGAAGUUUGACGAAACGUUGAGCAAGUUUUAUGCAGCGCAGGUCAUUCUGGCCUUUGAGUAUUUGCAUUUUUUGGGGAUGGUCUACAGGGAUCUGAAGCCGGAGAAUAUCUUGAUUGAUAAAGAUGGGUAUUUGAAGGUCACGGACUUGGGCUUUGCGAAGAAGAUUGAUGAUCAGAGGACCUAUACGCUGUGUGGAACUCCCGAAUACCUAGCACCUGAAAUCAUCCUCAGUCAAGGCUACAACAAAUCCGUGGAUUGGUGGGCAAUCGGCGUUUUGAUUUUUGAAAUGUCGGCCGGUUAUCCGCCGUUCUACGCCAAAGACCCGAUGAAAAUCUACGAGAAAAUCGUCUCGGGAAAGUUCACCUGUCCGCAGCACUUCUCCAAAGCGUUGCGUGACCUCGUGGCGAACAUCUUGCAAGUUGAUCGCACGAAAAGGUAUGGGAUUUUGAAAAACGGGAGCAAGGACGUGAAAGGGCACGAGUGGUUCAAAAGCGUGGACUUCGACCAGAUUUUGCGUCGCAGAGUCAAACCCUCGUUCAAACCCAAAGUUCGAGACGCAGGUGACACUAGCAACUUCGACUAUUACGACGAGGAGCCAUUCAGGACCAGCUCCAAGGAGGAGUUUGCUGAGGAGUUUGCAGAAAUAAAAAUACCAACAAAAUAAAGAGUUCUUUUCAAA